Necator americanus (New World hookworm) is the source of this 258-nucleotide messenger RNA. RefSeq lists its product as uncharacterized. NCBI's taxonomy places the organism in Eukaryota, Metazoa, Nematoda, Chromadorea, Rhabditida, Ancylostomatidae. The coding region runs from base 1 to 258 and encodes 85 amino acids. The transcript is spliced from 3 exons. The record is from RefSeq and is a predicted model, not a curated record.
AUGGAGACAAUAAGACUUCUUAGCCUUGAAGAGAAAAUCGGACUUACCUUACCGCAAUUUCUUCGCCAAUAUCACGAUAUUGGCGCACGAACCUGGUAUCGCGGCGUAAACGCAAAGAGGAAUGCCUCUUUGCGCGGGACCUCGCCCUAUUUUGGCCUUGAUUUCGCUAGCCACAUCACCACAGGUAUCUACCAGUGGCAGAAUCAUCUGAUCUUAAGAACAUUCUUUGUGGGAUGGAUGGGACGUUUGAUCGGAUGA